GUGAGGCGCAGUGGCGACACGCAGUCGACACAUAUUCAUUGUCUGAGGGGGGGACACCAGGGAAGGUGCAGUUGAGGGGUUAUGUAACGUGCACCUAUCAGUUCGUUUAUGGUUAUCACUGUAAUACUGCCAGAAAAUGCAAAAGAUAUCCGGUGGAAACUGGUGCAGUGAAUAACAAAAGUCAAGGAGGAGAUGCAAAAAAAAACAUAUAUCGCGUGUGGUAUUCGUUCAGUAGGUCGAGGUUUUUUUUAACGAUUGAGGGAUAUCGAGCCCAGUGGUCAAAAGAUUUCUCACUUCCCUUCAACCGUAAUACAUAUCACUGAAUACAUACCUUGAAUGGACCAUUCACAAAGCUUUUGAGAUGCUGAGGUGAAACUCCAGUGGGAAUACAACAAAAGGCCGUCAAUGAUUUAGCAAUACCGUAAGACGAUUACGUACGCUGAAUAUUUUUUCAUCGCUUGCAACAACUCCCGAUACUCGAAACUCAGAUGGAAAGGGAAAAGUUCUAUCGAAUACCUUAAAAAAAUGUACACCUGCUAACAGAAUGAUCUCAUCUCCUUCCGUUACGAGGAACAGCCGCUCGUAAAUCGCUCUCCUGUCAACGCGGGACCAGCCAGAUUGUAGAAAACGGUUGAUGUCUGAUGUGAAUCUUCUGAGGUCUAAAAUCUCAGAAAAGUCUGAUGUGAGUUACAGAAAAAUGUGGAAAGCAGGUAAAAAAUUAUGCUCUUCCACUGCAUCAAUCAUCCGGACUGGACUUGUGCUCAAGGGCAGGUGAACGAGGAAAAUAAUGGACGAGGUGACAGAUCGGUAACAAGGUGAAGGAUAUGGCAAGAAGAUGAACCGUGACCGGUAAUCAGUGGCACGAGCUCAUGUACUGACUUGUGGCCACUCGUCCGCGUCUCUCUUUCUCUUGGCGAGGACUGAUGGGGUGGAAACAGAGAUAGUGACAGGAGGACUAAGGUAACUCUGAGCUCUAGGCGCGGUACCAUAUGGUGUACCGAAUAACUCAGUGGUUCUUGGUCACAAGGAGGCAAGCGCAUAUGCUCCUGGACGUCUGGGCAUCAUGAUUAGAGCUGUGAGAAUGGAAUCUGCAGCACCAAUGAAGCACGUGGCACGGAAAAGAUAACUGUCACUCUGCGGCAAUCGAUCUAUCACCAGAAUAAUAGGGCGAAGCAUACGAACACCAACUGGCGUUUUAAAUCCCAGGUGACUUCAAUGGGGAAGGUAUCCUAAUCUGGGCCCAAACGUAAACGAGUACUUUCAUAUACCAACGAAGACCUGCAAAAAGCUGUGAAAGCUGUGAAUGAUGGAAAAACCCUGGGAUCAGCUAGCAAAGAAUUUAACAUUCCAAAAUCAACGCUAUUCGACAAAUCCAAAGGCUGUUCGGAGCCUGUAAUAGGCCGGCCGGGUCCAGCGAGUGUCUUGGGUGAAUUCUACGAGCAGAAGCUCGUGGAAUGGAUUCUCUACAUGUCUGACCAGGGUUGCCCAGUCACCAAAGAUCAGCUCUUAAAUUCAGUCCAAAAAUUGGUAGAAUCCCUCGGCAAAGCCGAUGUCUUCACUGAUGGUCGUCCAGGAAGGCACUGGUAUUGUGCUUUUCAAAAACGUCAUCCGCAGGUUGAAGAUAGAAUAGCCGAGAGUACAACGUUUUCUCAAGCUAGAGUUACCGAAGACAAAGUUCGCCAUUGGUUUGACCAAGUGAAAAAUCACUUGGCCAACAAAAAUUUAUUGAAUAUUGACGGCUCGCGUGUAUUCAACUGCGAAGAAUCUGGUUUCUAUCUCUGCCCUAAGGGACCGAAGGUCCUGAUCAAACGGGGUAAUCGGGCGGUAUUCGAUGAAAAUGAGUGCCUCACAGCAUUGUUCUGUGGAAAUGCUGCUGGCGAUUGUCUACCACCGAUGAUCACACUCAACUACGUACGAAUACCAGCCAUUGUCACAGCUCUGACGCCAAAAGACUACACUAUUGGUCGCUCGACAAAUGGUUGGAUGACGCCAGGUUCAUUCAUGGAUUGGAUUCGUAAGUCUUUUCAUCCGUGGCUUGUGACAAAUGGAAUUGAAAUGCCAGUAGUGCUCUACCUGAACGGACACUCGUCCCAUCUGACCCUACAGCUGAGUGAUUUCUGUCACGAUAAUGGAAUAGAGUUGAUUUCCAUUCACCCAAAUUACAUCAAUUUUCUCCAGCCAAUGGACGUCGCUGUGUUUCAUCCUCUCAAAGCAGCCUGGAGAGAUGCAAUAACAGAGUGGAAAAUGAAUAAAAAUGGAGGUCGUCUGAAGCGCGAGUACUUCGGUGGAGUUCUGGAGAAAACACUUGAGAAGAUCAAGUGGAAAAAUAUCUUGCCGACUGCCUUCGAGACCACAGGACUUCACCCUUUCAACCCUGAUGCUGUCCAGUACGAGGGGAAUCUACUCAUGCCAAAACACCUGAAGUCAUCGUCUGUACCAGCAGAACUGGAACUUUCUUCUAAACUAGCAGCGAUGACCCACGUCGAGUUCGUGGAGGCGAAUAUCGACCGACAAUUGCUUGAAGAGUUUCAUCUUGUUGAUGAGAGGGAAGAGUGGACUGGGGAUAUUUCUCAGAGAGGCUUGUUCUCGUUCUGGAGAAGAGUUAAAAAUUUCGAAGACGCCCAGGAGAGGCUGAACGUCUCAGCAGUAGACGAGGAGGAAAAGAAUCCUGAUGCACAGAAAGUGUUUCUUGCGGCCACUAAUUUACAACUGUCUUGUCCUUCAUUUAAUACUUUUAAGGACGAAUAUUCGUGA
This is a messenger RNA of Diachasmimorpha longicaudata, 2754 nucleotides long. RefSeq lists its product as uncharacterized. NCBI's taxonomy places the organism in Eukaryota, Metazoa, Arthropoda, Insecta, Hymenoptera, Braconidae. Bases 1468 to 2754 code for a protein of 428 amino acids. Gene Ontology annotation, cellular component: nucleus. The transcript is spliced from 6 exons. The record is from RefSeq and is a predicted model, not a curated record. Gene Ontology annotation, molecular function: DNA binding.